Molecule: messenger RNA, 3950 nt
Organism: Xenopus laevis (African clawed frog)
Lineage: Eukaryota; Metazoa; Chordata; Amphibia; Anura; Pipidae
Gene: gipc1.L
Product: GIPC PDZ domain containing family member 1 L homeolog
Exons: 7
Coding region: 285-1280 (331 amino acids)
Source: RefSeq, a predicted model, not a curated record
AGUAUUCUGCCCUAUAUCCACAGCGGCCACGCCCAUUCGCGUUUGGAAAAAAAAAGGAAGGGUCCCUGAAACCGGAAGCGGUACCGGGAAUAGUGAGCGAAACCGGAAAGCCUCAGUGACUCACCGCAGAGAGUGGCGCAUAUCUCGAUAGGGCUGAAAGUGUACGGGAAGGCGGACAUGUCUGUGUGAGAUUUGCUGUCCGUGGAUGUGUAUCUGCUACUGAGCUGCUGCAGCGGGAGGCUGAGCUUAUUUCCCCCCCCUGAAAGUGAUACUGGACUGUUCCAAUGCCUCUUGGUCUUGGCCGCAGAAAGAAGGCAUCUCCUCUGAUGGAGGAUGAAGAUGUGAGUGAGCGCAGUGCACUUGGUAUUUCCCAGACAAGCAGCAUUCCUGGAGGUUCUAUAUCUUCCAUUCCUCCUGGAUUACCCCCUCCUGCACCUGCGCUGCGCCCCAGACUGGUCUUCCAUGCUCAGCUGGCACACGGGAGUCCAACAGGCAGGAUCGAGGGAUUCAGUAAUGUGAAGGAACUGUACGGGAAGAUUGCAGAGGCAUUCAAUAUUCCUGUUGGGGAGGUGAUGUUCUGCACUCUGAACACUCACCGGCUGGACAUGGAUAAGCUGCUGGGAGGACAGAUUGGUCUGGAGGAUUUUAUCUUUGCUCAUGUGCGGGGACAGAAGAAGGAGCUGGAAGUCUAUAAGUCCGAGGACUCUCUUGGGCUGACAAUCACAGAUAAUGGAGCAGGCUUUCCCUUCAUCAAGCGCAUUAAGGAGGGCAGUAUCAUUCACCGCACGCAGUUAAUUGGAGUCGGAGAUAUGAUCGAGGCUAUCAACGGGAAGAAUUUGAUUGGCAGCCGUCACUUUGAGGUUGCCAGAAUACUGAAAGAAUUGCCCCGUGGGCGCAAGUUCACAUUGAAAUUAUGUGAGCCCCUGAAGGCCUUUGAAAUGAUUGCCCCACGUUCCGGCUUUUCUGGCGUCGGUUCUGGGGCAUCUCCAUCUGGCAGAGGAACACUGCGCCUCCGGUCUAAGGGUCCCCCUACUGUGGAGCAACUGGUGUCUGUUAUUGAAGAGAAAGCUGUGCAGAAAGUGGAUGAUCUGCUGGAAAGUUACAUGGGAAUCAGAGACAACGAACUGGCUGGCACUAUGGUGGAACUGGGUAUGGAUAAACAGAAUCCCGAUGAUUUUUCUCAGGCUUUGGACCGAGCACUAGGAGACUUUGCCUUCCCAGACGAGUUUGUUUUCGACGUUUGGGGGGCGAUAGGAGAUGCCAAGGCUGGCCGCUAUUAACCCGCGACAUUCCCUUUAAAGAGAAACAUUUGCUGCUGCCUCGGCCCCUUCUGCAACAUCAUGGAACGCUCCAGCGUGAAAAGACCGAGGUUCAUUGGCUGACUGAUUUUAAGAGACACUGCCAUUGUAUAAAGAGUGGAGAGACUGUUACAUACACCUGCCAUUAUACGUAUAGUAGACUAUUCCCAGCUGACGGGAACUUGGACCUGAUGCGACUCUUGCUAAACAAUUCUACUGGUCUUUAAAGGGAUUCUGUCAUGGGGAAAACACAUCAGUUUAUAGUGCUGCUCCAGUAGAAUUCUGCACUGAAAUCCCAUUUUCAAAAGCACAAACAGAUUUUUUUUAUAUUCAAUUUUGAAAUCUUACAUGGGGCUAGACAUAUUGUCAGUUUCCCAGCUGCCCCCAGUCAUGUGAUUUGUGCUCUGAUAAACUUCAGUCACUUUUUACUAGAGAUGCACCAAAUCCACUUUUUGGGAUUCGGCCGAUCCCCCGAAUCCUCAGUGAAAGAUUCAGACGAAUACCAAACCGAAUUGGAAUCCUAAUUUGCAUAUGCAAAUUAGGGGCAGGAAAGGAAAAGGUGUGGGGGGGAAAUGUUUUUUCUUCCUUGUUUUGUGACAAAAAGUCACGUGAUUUCCCUUCCCAAACCUAAUUUACAUAUGCAAAUUCGGAUUCGGUUGGGCCAUGCACAAGGAUUUACCUGAAUCUGGAUCCUGCUGAAAAAGGCCGAACUGGAUACGGUGCAUCCCUACUUUUUACUGCUGUACUGCAGUACUGUUGGAUAUCACCCAACAGAACAAUGGGAAGGUAACCAAAUAACAGCUCCCUAACACAAGAUAACAACUGCCUGGUAGAUCUAAGAACAGCACUCAAUAGUAAAAUCCAGGUCCCACUUAGACACAUUCAGUUACAUUGAGUAGGAGAAACAAAAGCCUGCCAGAAAGCAGUUCCAUCCUAAAGUGCUGGCUCUUUCUGAAAGCACAUGACCAGGCAAAAUGACUUGCUGGUUCAGCAAUAAAAUUUUAUAUUGUAGAGUGAAUUAUUUGCAGUGUAAAUAGUGUCAUUUAGAAACAAAGCACGAUUAAAAUUAGGGAUGCACUGAAUCCAGGAUUCGGUUCGGAAUUCGGACAGGAUUCGGCCUUUUUCAGCAAGAUUCAAAUUUGGCCGAAUCCUUCUGCCCGGGUGAACCAAAUCUGAAUCCUAAUUUGCAUAUGCAAAUUAGGGAUGGGGAGCGAAACCACGUUACUUUUUGUCACAAAACAAGGAAGUUAAAAAUGUUUUCACUUUCCAUAUGCAAAUUAGGAUUCGGUUCGAUAUUUGGCCGAAUAUUUAGCGAUUCGGGGGUUCGGCCGAAGCCAAAAUAGUGGAUUCUGUGCAUCCCUAAUAAAAAUCAUGACAGAAUCCCUUUAACCACUGUCCAAGCCCGUGAGGUGGAAGCCAUAGUUUCUUAGAUAGACUGUUAGCUCUCCGUCCCCAUUUUUCCUCAUAGCGAGGACUGUUACAGAGCUGCGUCAGGCCUAGACUUGGGCAGGACAACGUUUCAUCAUUAACGUAACUAACACUACACUCCAGCCAUGUCAUUGUUACAUUCCUCCUUGGAUUUUGUGGACCAAGAUAACCUGAUCAGGUGUGUGAGAUACAAUGAAGUCUCAUAGAAUUAGAUUUCCAGCUUGCAACCUCCAGCACAGACCCAGUUCAGCAUCGCUGAGAGUUGUAGUUCACCAGCAUUGAAAGUAGCACAGAUUAGAUAUAUCUAAUAGGGGUUGUUCACAUUUGAUUUAACAGUAGUAGAGAGUGAUAUUCUGAGACAAUUUGCAAUUGGUUUUCAUUAUUUGUGGUUUUUGAGAUAUUUAGCUUUUUAUUCAGCAGCUCUCCAGUUUCAGCAAUCUGGUUGCUAGGGGUCCAAGUGAACCUAGCAACCAUGCAUUGAUUUGAAUAAGAGACUGGUAAACGUCUAAAUAGAAAGAGGAGUAAUAAAAAGUAGCAAUAACAAUACAUUUGUAGCCUGACAGAGCGUUUGUUUUUUAGAUGGGGUCAGUGACCCCCAUUUGAAACCUGGAAAGAGUCAGAAUAAUUUAAAAAAACGAUAAAUAAAUAAUGACAACCAAUUCAAAAGUUACUUAGAAUUAGUCAUUCAAUAACAUACUUAAAGGUGGAUCACCCCAUUUAACACCUUAUCCUAAUUUGAGAUGAUGCCAGGUUAAUCUAAAUGGAGGUUUUGGAGUAAAUACAGAGUAACAUUGUCCCCAGUUUUAGUAUCUUUAACUUGUAUUGCUCUCCAGCUGUUACUGAGGCAUGAUGGGAGCUGUAGUUCAACUCUCACAGGUUGAUGCCCCGCCUCCUCCUUAUAGGCGUAAGGUAUGUGUUGCGUUAGCACAGAGAUCGUCUACCUGAGCCUUUCUCCAGGUGAUCCUGAGCAUGGGAUUGUGGGAAAUGUAGUUCAGCAUGUGAUGGAGAGAGUCCCAGUGAUGAUCAGUCCCAUGUACAUCUGUAACUUCUCAUCUCACAAAAGUGACUGACACUAAUAACGUACGGGAGUCCUCUACUACUGCUUUUCUCUUAAUGGACUCGCUUCUCUUUUUGUCUUGUUUUUUUUUAAUUUAACGCGGUUUUGCCCAUUUUAUGACUGUAAGAGAAAAUAUUGAGUUUAUUAAAAUAUUUUAUACUUAUUGA